UGGUGCUUCUUGAGUUACAUCUAUCUGAACAAAUUUAUCUCAGAGUAAGUUGAUAGUUUAAGUCUUCCUUCUAACAAUAAUCUACAGUUCUAUGUUCUUUUUAAUUCUUUUUAAACUAGAUUUAGUCCAUUAUAAUCACUAGUUUAUGGCAUUAUAGAGAUUUAACCACCUAUUCUAUUCGAAUCUGGCAACACUGGCUGAGUGGCUCGCGAGUGUGAUAGCGCAGUCCUGGAUGUGUGUAGCCUCUAGAGAGCAGUAGAAUCUGGCAACCCAGGCUGCGAGGCUCGCGAGCGUUAGAGUUCAGUCCUGGAUGUGUGUAGCCGCUAGAGAGCCCAGCCAGAAAUCACCACCGUCCACCUGUACAGCUGUUAGAGGGAGGACAGCUUAAAACAGGAACUUUUUCGGAAGGAAAGUGCUUGUUCAGCUGUUACUGACGACUUUUGAGAACUUUCUGACAGGAACUUUGUAAAACGAGAGUGUUUUUUGUGUGUGAACGGGGAGUUACCGACAGACCACCAAAAGAGAGAGAUUAACUACCGUUACUGUGCUACAGGACCGCUCACAGGGUGCAGGAACAGAAGGAUUGCCAUAUCAGUGGUGGAUCUGUAGAUGGAGCUGUGAAGAAGCUGCUUGAGUAUGGGUCCUGAGGAAUCACUACACCUGAGUGACAUGAUGUCAAACACUCCACCUUCCUCGCCUCAUCCUCGCGACCGCUCUUCUGCACCUUCCCCAUGCUCCACUCUUUCUUCUCCACCCAUCUCCCCUCUCAAGUCAGGAGUUGUGACCUUUCGCUCUCCUGCCACACGUCACCUCACUCACCUCGACCCCUGGAGAAGACACAGCUGGGAGCCAGGUGCCGUCAUACAGGGCAACCCUGCCAUUGACACACGCAGUGUGAGCCUGGAAGACCUGGACCCAGAGGAGAUGGCAUUGGUGCUGGGUGGAGCGCUGGGAUGUCGGAGAGCGCGGGACGCCCGCAGGUCCGUCACUUGUGAGGGCUCCCUGUCCUCCCUCACUGAGGAAGAGUCUGGGAUUGAGACACUGCCACAGCUACACUCACCAUUAGAGGAGCAGGCAAAUCAGAUGCAUGGAUGCAGUGCUUCAGCCCCAAGUCUCUUUGUUGUGAGACGCAUCCCCAAAUCUUCUGCUCCUCGCCCUCGCUCAUACUGCAAUGAAAGCGUGCCAUACUGCCAAGGUAGAGGUUCAACUCACAGUCUAGACCGUGCUUUUUCUGCCCUUAACUGGGACAUUGGAGGGGUUUUAAAAGGAGAGCUGGAUGAGGACGGAGAUGAGACAGAAGAAAAUGCUUUAGUCCGAACAUUUAGCUUCCUGCGAAAGAUAACCUCCAAUCGGAAGAAUAAAGAGAAGGAGAGGAUGAGGGAGCGAGAAAGGGAGGCACGGGAGCGGGAGGCUCGUUACUCCAACGGCCAUCUCUUCACCUCCCUCACCGUUAGCGGCACCACACUCUGCUCUGCCUGCAACAAGAGCAUCACAGCUAAAGAAGCUCUCAGCUGCCCCACCUGUAAUGUCACCAUCCACAACCGCUGCAGAGAUACCCUACCCAACUGUGCCAAAAUGAAACAGAGGCAACAGAAGCUGGCACUGAUGCGGAACAGCUCGGCCUACGGAGGAACAGUGACACUGAGGACUAAGACACAUUUAAAGGAACGGCCAAGCUCAGCUAUCUACCCCUCUGACAGCCUUCGCCAGUCACUGCUUGGCUCCAGGCGUGGCCGCUCCUCCCUCCUGCUGUCCAAAAGUGUAUCCACCAAUAACAUUGCAGGGACUCUGAGUGAUGACUCUCCCCUGGGGCUGCGCAGGAUCUUGUCUCAAUCCACAGACUCCCUAAACUUCAGAAGCAGAACCAUGUCUAUGGAAUCACUCAAUGAUGAGGGUGAGAUAUACUUUGCCUCAAUGCUGGAGGAGCUAGAGAUUGAAGGACGGGACUUUGAGGCAGACUCCUGGAGCAUGGUUGUGGACUCCGCUUACCUACAGACCCACCGAAAAGACGUGAUCAAGAGACAGGACGUCAUCUAUGAACUGAUCCAGACUGAGCUGCAUCAUGUGCGCACGCUGCGCAUCAUGGAUGGCGUUUUUCGACGUGGAAUGCUGGACGAGGUGCAGCUGGAGCCGGGGGUCGUUCACGCACUUUUCCCCUGCCUUGAGAAGCUGCUCUUGAUACACACUCGCUUCCUCACACAGCUGCUCAACCGCCGUCAGCACUGUCUGCAGCCCAACAGCACCUACAACUUCACCAUCAGCCGCAUCAGCGAUCUCCUCCUGCAGCAGUUCUCAGGUCAAUCUGCAGACGAGAUGAAGAAAACCUAUGCUGAAUUUUGCAGUUCUCACUUAAAAGCUGUUAAGCUGUACAAAGAGCUGCUGGCCAGAGACAAGAGACUGCAGUACUUUAUACGGAGGGUAAGUCGAGGACCUCUGUUACGGCGACACGGUUUUCUGGAGUGCAUUUUGCUGGUCACUCAGCGCAUCACGAAAUAUCCCGUACUGGUGCAGCGUAUCCUCGACAACACAAAGGACAGUCCAGAGGAGGAGGCAGAGCUGGCACAGGCUCUUCAGCUGCUGCGGGAUUUGCUGUGCAGCGUGGACCAGCAAGUCCUGGAGUUGGAACGGACACAGCGGCUGCAGGAGAUCCGCUCCAGACUGGAUCCACGCUCUCAGGCCAAACUGCACUCGGAUGCCGUGUUUAGACCCGCAGAGUUACUGCGCAGACAGCUCAUCCACGAGGGUACACUGCUGUGGAAAACCCCCAGCAACAGACUCAAGGAUGUUCAAGUUCUGCUCAUGACUGACAUAGUAGUGUUCCUGCAGGAGAAAGAUCAGAGAUACAUCUUUGCCAGUCUGGAUAAACCUGCAGUACUCUCACUACACAAUCUCCUGGUGAGGGACAAAGCCAAUCAGGACAGAGGGUUGUUCCUCAUCAGCAGGGAGUGCAGCCCACCAGAGAUGUACGAGCUACACGCAGCUUCCAAAGAGGACCGAAACACCUGGAAACGGCACAUUGAGCAAGCUGUCAGCAGAUGUCCCUCCAAAGAAGAAUUUCCACUAAUCGAGACAGAAGAUAAGGCGCUGAUGCGGAGACUGAAAUCUGAUAUCCAGCAGAAGGACAGGGAGGUGCUUGAACUGCUGCAGGAGCGUGUCACACUUUUCACUGAUCUUACUGAGGUUAUGGGAGGCCAAGAAGUUGCACUGCCACAAAACUCCAGGAACCUGUUCAGAGCAGACACACCACAUGCCCCAAGAGGGGAACAGCUGCUUACUCAGGCUAUUACUGAAGUUGACAGACUGACCGAGCUGUUACUGGGAUCCAGUUUGGAAAUCUCUUCAUCCUGUAGUUCCAACGGCCACCACAAUCACACAGGGGCGCUAGUGAUAAAUGGACAGGAGGUGAUAGUCAAUGGUUUACGGGAUACCACAGCCUCUCAGGAUGGGAAUGGAAAUCAGAUGGAAGACAGGAUGUCAAGUGAGGAGGUGUCUCAGCGGCUGGUGAACCUCAGUGCUCAGCUCCAUUCUCUGCAGGGGGCGGUCAUUCGGCAGGACUCCAUCGUAGAGUUGUGUGUGCACGAGGGUGUCACGCCCGCGUGCCGAAUGGGCCGGUCUCUCUCUCGUGAUGCAGCCAGCGACGUGGGCACGAUGGGUGAACUGACACUGCUCCAGCGCCAACACAGUCUCCUGCAGGAGGAACUCGUUCGGCUUAGGGGAGCCGAAAGCAGGCUUAAGGACAGCGAGAAGGCACGGGUCCAGCUUGAGAGGCAGCUAAGAGACCUCAAGUCCAGUAGCGCUGUCCUUGACGAAGGAACAGGAAGCUUCCAGGCUCCACCCCAGCGCAAAGAAAGUGAAACUGACCCAAACACUGACACUCCACUGGCCAGCCAGGCAUCGUUUGAGCAAACAGACGGUCUACAGGACUGCAGUGAUGUAGACGUAGAUGCGAUCUCAGACGAUGAUGAGGAUGAUGUUAAGGUGUCUCCACGCUCAGAGAGCCCUAGAGAUCUGCAAGACAUUCCAGAGGAGAGCGAGUCAACUCCGGAGGGGCGAGAGAUACACGUCUCACAUUGCUAAUGGUCUGCUCUUGGCCCGAAUUUUGGACUGGACCCUGGUCUUGCUCAGUGAAAAUAAACCCAAUGUACCUAACUGUACGGGUACAGAAAAGCAAAGAUUUAUCUUCAAAGGAAGAAAUUUUAAGCAUGUACAUAUUUUAUUGCACCUAGUAAUCUUAUUGCACAGCUGUGCUGUUCUGUGGCAAGUUAUUUGAGUUUUUAUUCAUUCGUUUUUGGAAAUCCAGGUGUUUGGCUUUAGUGGACCAAUAAGCUUAUGCCAAAGCAGCAUGAGUGACCGUGGCUUUGCAGGAGGCCAGUUUUUACAAACAGCAGGGCUUGUGAUAUUAGACAAGCUCUGUCACUGUCACGUCAUGUGAGCACAUAAAAUAGCCAAACUGAACAAAAGCUUCAGGAAGUACUUGAUAAAGGCAGAUAUACUGUAAUAUAUAAUAUAUAUAUAUAUACUGCAAGAGCACAUAUCCCACACUCAAGUGUUUGGUGUUGCAAACUUUUUUUUUAUAGAAUGAAAUUAUAUUAAAACAAAACAAAUAGGAAGUUGUUUUUUGUUUGUAAUUUAUUUAUUCAUUUUUUAUUUGUUGAUUUAGAAAUAUCUUUU
This is a messenger RNA of Trichomycterus rosablanca, 4671 nucleotides long. It is a transcript of the gene arhgef2a, whose product is annotated as Rho guanine nucleotide exchange factor (GEF) 1a. Gene Ontology annotation, molecular function: guanyl-nucleotide exchange factor activity; microtubule binding. NCBI's taxonomy places the organism in Eukaryota, Metazoa, Chordata, Actinopteri, Siluriformes, Trichomycteridae. The transcript is spliced from 28 exons. Gene Ontology annotation, biological process: positive regulation of neuron differentiation; actin filament organization; regulation of Rho protein signal transduction. Gene Ontology annotation, cellular component: ruffle membrane; cytoskeleton. Bases 637 to 4077 code for a protein of 1146 amino acids. The record is from RefSeq and is a predicted model, not a curated record.